Messenger RNA from Pipistrellus nathusii (Nathusius's pipistrelle), 5016 nucleotides. The record is from the annotation of a GenBank genome assembly. Lineage: Eukaryota; Metazoa; Chordata; Mammalia; Chiroptera; Vespertilionidae.
AUGUUACAACAGUUUUAUCUCUGGAAAUGGUUAGCUUCAGGGAUCUUCCUUGGUUCUUUCUUCGGAGUCUGCUUUGGCCAGUAUGAUGAUGAUUGCAAACUAGCUAGGGGAGGACCACCAGCUACCAUAGUUGCUAUUGAUGAAGAGAGUCGGAAUGGUACCAUUAUAGUGGAUAACAUGCUGAUUAAAGGGACUGCUGGAGGACCAGACCCCACCAUAGAGCUCUCUUUAAAGGACAACGUGGACUACUGGGUGCUGCUGGAUCCCAUUAAGCAGAUGCUGUUCCUGAACAGCACGGGCAGAGUUCUGGAUAGAGAUCCACCAAUGAACAUCCACUCCAUCGUGGUGCAAGUCCAGUGCGUCAACAAAAAAGUGGGCACUGUUAUCUACCAUGAAGUUCGAAUCGUGGUGAGAGACAGGAAUGACAACUCACCCAUAUUCAAGCAUGAAAGCUACUAUGCCACUGUGAAUGAGCUCACCCCAGUUGGCACCACGAUAUUUACAGGAUUUGAAGGAGACAAUGGAGCUACAGACAUCGAUGAUGGCCCAAAUGGACAGAUAGAAUAUUCGAUUCAGUAUAAUCCCGAUGAUCCAACAUCCAAUGACACCUUUGAAAUUCCCCUCAUGUUGACUGGAAAUGUUCUGUUAAGGAAAAGGCUCAACUAUGAAGAUAAAACACGCUACUAUGUCAUCAUUCAAGCUAAUGAUCGGGCACAGAAUCUGAAUGAACGGCGAACCACCACCACCACCCUCACAGUGGACGUUCUGGAUGGAGAUGACUUGGGUCCGAUGUUUCUUCCCUGUGUCCUGGUGCCAAACACUCGUGAUUGCCGUCCACUCCACUAUCAAGCUGCCAUACCUGAGCUGAGAACCCCGGAAGAACUGAACCCCAUCAUCGUUACCCCACCCAUCCAAGCCAUUGAUCAGGACCGGAAUAUUCAGCCGCCAUCAGAUAGGCCGGGCAUCCUCUAUUCCAUCCUUGUUGGGACUCCUGAGGAUUACCCACGGUUUUUCCAUAUGCAUCCCAGGACUGCAGAGCUUACUCUCCUGGAGCCAGUAAACAGAGACUUUCACCAGAAAUUUGAUUUGGUUAUUAAGGCUGAACAGGACAAUGGCCACCCGCUCCCUGCCUUUGCCAGUCUGCACAUAGAAAUACUGGAUGAAAACAAUCAGAGCCCAUAUUUCACAAUGCCCAGUUAUCAAGGCUACAUCCUAGAAUCUGCCCCCGUGGGAUCGACUAUUUCUGACAGUGUAAAUCUGACCACCCCUCUAAGGAUUGUGGUUCUAGACAAGGACAUAGAAGAUACAAAAGAUCCAGAGGUUCACCUUUUCCUGAAUGACUACACCUCAGUGUUCACCAUCACACCCACCGGCAUCACCCGCUUCCUCACCUUACUGCAGCCCGUGGACAGGGAAGAACAAGACACCUACAUCUUCUCGAUGACAGCCUUUGAUGGUGUGCAAGAAAGCCAGCCAGUUGUUGUCAAUAUCCGGGUGCUGGAUGCAAAUGAUAACACUCCAACCUUCCCUGAAGUAUCCUAUAAUGUCUACGUUUAUACAGACAUGAGUCCUGGGGAUAGUGUCAUACAGCUCACUGCAUUCGACCCGGAUGAAGGGACAAAUGGGGAGAUCUCCUAUGAAAUCCUGAUUGGGGAUCAGGGAGACUUCGUCAUCAAUAAAGAAACAGGGCUUGUCACCAUCGCUCCAGGGGUGGAGCUGGUAGUGGGGCGAACCUACGCACUCACGGUCCAAGCCGCGGAUAAUGCUCCUCCUGCAGAGAGAAGGCACUCCAUCUGCACCGUGUACAUUGAAGUGCUCCCUCCAAACAAUCAAAGCCCUCCCCGCUUCCCGCAGAUGAUGUACAGCCUAGAAGUCAGUGAAGCCAUGAGGAUUGGUGCUGUUUUAUUAAAUCUACAGGCAACUGAUCGAGAGGGAGACCCAAUAACAUAUGCCAUUGAGAAGGGAGAUCCUCAGCGAGUUUUCAAUCUUUCAGAAACUACUGGGAUUCUAACCUUAGGGAAAGCACUGGACAGGGAAAGCACGGAUCGCUACAUUCUCAUCGUCACUGCACAUGAUGGCAGGCCAGAUGGGACCUCAACUGCCACAGUAAAUAUUGUGGUGUCAGAUGUCAAUGACAAUGACCCCAUGUUUGAUCCCUAUCUACCUAGAAAUCUAACUGUGGUGGAAGAAGAAGCCAAUGCCUUUGUGGGACAAGUAAGGGCAACUGACCCUGAUGCUGGAAUAAAUGGCCAAGUGUACUACAGUUUGGGAAACCUCAAUCAUCUUUUCCGUAUCACAGCCAAUGGGAGCAUUUACACAACAGUGAAGCUUAACAGGGAAGUCAGGGACUACUAUGAACUUCUUGUUGUGGCAACUGAUGGAGCGGUACACCCUCGUCAUUCAACAAUAACCCUGGCCAUCAAGGUUUUGGAUAUUGAUGAUAACAGUCCUGUGUUCACCAACUCAACAUAUACUGUUGUUGUUGAGGAGAAUCUGCCACCUGGGACCACCUUCCUUCAAGUGGAGGCCACAGAUGUUGACCUUGGAGCAAACGUGUCUUAUCGGAUAGGAAGCCCAGAAGUGAAGCAUCUUUUUGCAAUUCAUCCAUUUACAGGAGUACUCUCCCUUUUGACAAGUUUGGACUAUGAGUCAUUUCCAGACCAGGAAGCAAGUAUUACUUUCCUAGUAGAGGCCUUUGACAUUUACGGAACAAUGCCUCCUGGUAUUGCUACUGUCACAGUGAUAGUAAAGGAUAUGAAUGACUACCCUCCAGUGUUUAGUAAACGCAUGUACAAAGGGAUCGUGGCUCCAGAUGCUGCCAAGGGUACACCGAUCACGAGUGUUUAUGCUGAAGAUGCAGACCCUCCUGGAUUACCUGCAAGUCGUGUGAGGUAUAGAGUAGAUGGUGUCCAGUCUCCUUAUCCUGCCAGUAUUUUUGAUGUAGAAGAAGAUUCUGGAACAGUAAUCACUCGAGUCAAUCUUAAUGAAGAACCUACGACCAUUUUUAAGCUGGUGGUUAUUGCGUUUGAUGAUGGUGAGCCUGUGAUGUCCAGCAGUGCCGUAGUGAAAAUCCUUGUCUUACAUCCCGGAGAAAUCCCACGUUUCACACAAGAGGAAUACAGGCCUCCUCCAGUAAGUGAACUGGCUGCGCGAGGGACUGCAGUGGGUGUCAUUUCUGCCGCGGCCGUCAAUCAGAGCAUCGUGUACUCAAUUGUCUCAGGAAAUGAAGAGGGAAAGUUUGGAAUUAAUAAUGUCACGGGUGUUAUCUAUGUGAAUGACCUUCUGGACUAUGAAACAAGGACAAGCUAUGUACUUCGAGUCCAAGCUGAUUCCCUGGAAGUGGUCCUUGCCAAUCUCCGAGUUCCUUCAAAAAGCAAUACAGCUAAGGUAUAUAUUGAGAUUCAGGAUGAAAAUGACCAUCCCCCAGUGUUUCAGAAAAAAUUCUACAUUGGAGGUGUAUCUGAAGAUGCAAGGAUGUUUGAUCCUGUGCUCAAAGUUAAGGCUACUGACAAAGAUACUGGCAAUUAUAGUGCCAUGGCAUACAGGCUCAUCAUCCCACCCAUCAAAGAAGGAAAAGAAGGAUUCGUGGUGGAAACAUAUACAGGGCUGAUCAAAACAGCCAUGCUCUUCCAUAACAUGAGGAGGUCCUACUUCAUGUUUCAAGUCAUCGCAACUGACGACUAUGGGAAGGGACUGAGUGGCAAAGCAGAUGUACUUGUCUCUGUUGUCAAUCAGCUGGACAUGCAAGUCAUUGUUUCCAAUGUGCCACCGACUCUCGUGGAGAAAAAGAUAGAAGAACUUACAGAGAUCCUGGACCGCUAUGUUCAGGAGCAGAUUCCUGGUGCCAAAGUUGUGGUGGAGUCCAUCGGUGCUCGCCGGCACGGAGAUGCCUUUUCUCUGGAAGAUUACAGCAAGAGCGACUUGACUGUCUAUGCGAUCGACCCUCAAACCAACAGAGCCAUCGACAGAAAAGAGCUUUUUAAAUUCUUGGAUGGCAAACUGCUCGAUAUCAAUAAAGACUUUCAACCGCAUUAUGGGGAAGGAGGACGCAUCCUGGAGAUCCGGACGCCGGAGGCAGUGACCAGCAUUAAGAAGCGAGGAGAAACCCUGGGCUACACAGAAGGCGCCUUGCUGGCUCUGGCCUUCAUCAUCAUCCUCUGCUGCAUCCCCGCCGUCCUGGUGGUUCUGGUCAGCUACAGACAGUUUAAAGUACGCCAGGCCGAAUGUACCAAGACAGCUCGCCUCCAAGCUGCCGCUGCUGCGAUGCCCCCUCCCAAGCCAGCGGCUCCGGCCCCAGCGGCCGCCCCUCCAGGCCCGCCACCUCCGGGCGCACAUCUCUACGAAGAAGUUGGGGACAGCACAAUGUAUGAAAUGCCUCAAUAUGGAAGUCGCCGUCGCUUGAUACCACCAGGUGAACAAGAGGAAUAUGGUGAGGUGGUUGGUGAAGCUGAGGAGGAGGAAGAGUGGGCAAGAAAAAGAAUGAUCAAGUUAGUUGUUGAUGGAGAUUAUGAAACCAGCUCAACUGGAGAAGACAGCACUCCUGAAUGUCAGAGAAGCCGUCUCCACCCUCCUAAUAUCCACAGUAAUGUCAACGGCAAUAUCUACAUUGCCCAGAAUGGUUCUGUGGUGAGAACCCGCCGGGCCUGCCUCCUGGAUAACUUUAAAGGGGCCUCCCCUGUGCGACUGGGGAGGCAUUUUAAGAAACUAGACAAGUUGGCAGUGACUCAUGAGGAGAAUAUCCCCUUGAACACUCUGUCCAAGGGGCCAUUUUCUACUGAGAAAAUGAACACAAGACCAACUCUGGUUACAUUUGCCCCUUGCCCACUGGGGACUGACAGUAUGGCAGUGAAGCCACUGGGGAGCAGGCUGAAAAGCACAGUUGAACAGGAGUCUGUGAUGGACAGGAAGAGUGUUCAGGAAGCUUUGGAAUUCCAGAGUGACCACACGCAGUCAGAUGAGGAGGAGCUUUGGAUGGGCCCUUGGAACAACCUCCACAUACCAAUGACAAAACUGUGA